AUGGAUGGUGACAUGGACAUGGCUGGAGACAUGGGGGUGACAUGGACACGGGUGGGGACAUGGAGAGCCAAGAUUGGGGGCAUGAUCUACCAGGGCACAGCACAGAUCCAGCGAGUGAUCAUUGCCCGUGAGCACCUGGGCAGCUGGGGCCUCAUCCGGGAUCAGCCACACCCAAAGAGGACUGAGGAUGGGACAGGCACCCACCCUACCGGGCCUCCAGGCACAGCUGGAUACACCUGGACCAAGGGACGGCUGGAGAGCGGCGACACGCAGGAGCACCGGACUGGCCAGAGCACGGAGCAAGGCCUCCAGCAGGUGGACACCUUGGUGGCCCGGUACCGUCAUGGCUGCCUCUGGUGGGGGCUUCCCUGGCUGCCCGUCCUGCGCCUCUUCCACCCCAGCACCCUCCGGCCACUCCUCAGUGCCUCAGCUUUCGUGGUCCCCAAGGACAAAAUUUUCUACGGCUUCCUCAAGGCCUGGCUGGGGGAGGGGCUGCUGCUGAGCGGCGGGCAGCGCUGGGCGCGGCACCGGCGGCUCCUGACGCCCGCCUUCCACGGGGACGUGCUCCGGAAUUACCUGGGAAUCUUCAACCAGAGCACCCGCAUGCUGCUCGCCAAGUGCGAGGCAGCAGCAGCAGCAGCUGGCGGGGGGCCGGUGGAGUUGGAGGUGCUGCAGCCCCUGAGCCUCCUCACCCUGGACACGCUCCAGAAGUGCAUCAUCAGCCACGAGAGCCACUGCCAGGAACGGCCCAGCGAGUACAUCCAGGCCAUCCUGGAGCUGAGCUCGUUGGUGGUCCAGCACCAGCUCUGGCCACUCCUCCACCCGUGGUGGCUCUACAGCCUCUCCUCUGACGGUCGGCGCUUCGCCCAUGCCUGUGCCACCGUCCACGCCUUCACCGCCAACGUGGUGCAGCGCCGGCACCGCGCACUCGCCUCCCUGGGCCACCAGGCCUGGCUGGAUGGCCACCUGGGACACAGCAUGGACUUCAUCGACCUCCUGCUGCUCACCAAGGACGAGAACGGCCACACCCUGUCAGAUGAGGACAUAGCAGCUGAGGCUGACGCCUUCAUGUUUGAGGGCCACGACACCACGGCCAGUGGCCUGGCAUGGCUCUUCUACAACCUGGCCAGCCACCCUGAGCACCAGGAGAGGUGCUGCCAGGAGGUCCAGCAGCUCCUGGCUGGCCAGGACACUGCAGACAUUGAAUGGGAGGACCUGUCCCAGCUGCCCUUCACCACCAUGUGCAUCAAGGAGAGCCUUCGGCUGCACCCUCCUGUCACUGGUGUCCGGCACUGCACCGAGGACAUCCCCCUGUGUGAUGGCCGUGUCAUCCCCAAGGGGGUCAUCUGCCUGAUGAGCAUCUACGGGACCCACCACAACCCAGACCUCUGGCCCAAGCCCAAGGUGUUCAACCCCCUGAGGUUCAGCCCAGAGAACAGCAAGGGACGGUCCCCAUCAUCCUUCAUCCCCUUCUCUGCUGAGCCCAGGAACUGCAUCGGGCAGAGCUUUGCCAUGGCUGAGAUGAAGGUGGUAGUGGCACUGACCCUGGCCCGAUUUUUGUCCUGCUGCGCCCAGGUGCCCCCAGGGGCCCAGGAAGAUGUGGAGACCACCAGCCAGCUGUCUUCCCACCAUGGAUCACCAGGACCGUGGAUCCCCAAGGCUCUGCCCAACGGGGCUCACUGGGGAUCAUCCAAUGGGCUCCUCCAACGGGGGAUGGAGUUGGAGCAGCGCACAAAGCUCUUCCCGCACGCGGGGCACUUGUAG
Molecule: messenger RNA, 1764 nt
Organism: Prinia subflava (tawny-flanked prinia)
Lineage: Eukaryota; Metazoa; Chordata; Aves; Passeriformes; Cisticolidae
Product: cytochrome P450 4F3-like
Molecular function (GO): oxidoreductase activity, acting on paired donors, with incorporation or reduction of molecular oxygen; iron ion binding; monooxygenase activity
Source: RefSeq, a predicted model, not a curated record